This is a messenger RNA of Colletotrichum navitas, 684 nucleotides long. RefSeq lists its product as uncharacterized. The transcript has a single exon. Bases 104 to 454 code for a protein of 116 amino acids. NCBI's taxonomy places the organism in Eukaryota, Fungi, Ascomycota, Sordariomycetes, Glomerellales, Glomerellaceae. The record is from RefSeq and is a predicted model, not a curated record.
AGAUGGGCGACGCCGGCCGAAUGAUGGUGGUUACGGGGGAAAAGGGGGGACCUUUCAGGAAACGAGGCGCGGGAUGGAGGUGAAUGAGCGGUAGGUAUGUGGAAUGGAGAGGACAGCGCAAUUAGGAGGCUGUUGGUGGUUGACAGCCUGUGAAGUGCGCGCGCCACGGCAGAUCGAGACGAAAUUAACCCCACUUUUAGCCUCACUGAAGGAACUUGACACUCCUGUUCACUUGGGGAGGGGGCUGUUGGGCGCUGAUGCUGGCAGUUGCCGUCCCGCCGCCGCAGCUGCUAUCGCUACUGCCGCUGCAGCGUCUACGUUUGCGUUUGCGUACCCCGAGUUGCCUGCAACGAGGCUGAUUGCGGGCGGGAAAGUGGAGGAGGGGAGGGGAAAGGAAAGGGAAGAGAUGGGACGGGCAGAUGGAUAUGAGGGUGCUGAGCGGGAGGGGUUAUAAGAACACACGUACAUGAUUACAUUCGAUACGAGGCAAAAGUCGCGAACGAUAACAAUGGAGAAAGGGAAGAAAGAUUCAAUGGGAGAAGAGUGAGGUGAAGAUACUUACGGAUUCUGCGUCGCCAUUUCUCUCACUCAGUCUCACGUCCAGGGUUAGGCACAGGAGAAGACAAGAGGGGGGUACGGUUUUAAUAAGAGAGGCGUGUGUUUUCUGUGGCUGUCCUCGGAUGU